Chara braunii is the source of this 5040-nucleotide messenger RNA. The record is from the annotation of a GenBank genome assembly. NCBI's taxonomy places the organism in Eukaryota, Viridiplantae, Streptophyta, Charophyceae, Charales, Characeae.
GUGCGUGUGGGUGUGACUGUGUGUGUGUGGGUCCGCGUGUUGUGCUUGCUACACAGACAGUCAUACUUCUUUUUGUGGAGUUGUGUACAGCGGAUAUGACGACACACUCAGACGGAGGGAGAGAGGGCCGCGGGCAAACGUGAGCAGUGUGCUGUUGUAGAGUGAUGUUGGCAGACGCCAGGAAUCGAACCUUCUCCGUUUCGUCGUCGUCGUCGGAGCGGUGAACAGCUCCACGCGCGACAGGGGAGCGGCAGCUUGUCGACGCACGCUGUUUAAUUGUCAACGUAAUGGAGUCACCGGGGACACAACUUUGAGAGAGAGGAGAGAGGCUUGAGGCUUAAGAAGGCUUUACUUAGCUGCUGGUGGCCAUAGCUGUAUUGAAGAAGACGUCAAGGCGUCGAGGGAACGGCAUCUUCAAUCACGAUCUUAUUCUUGUGGCACCAGACCUUUUGCGGGUUGUGGGGACGAGGGAGGUUAGGCUGGCUGGGUUAAAAUGGCUGGAGGAGGGGGAGUGACUGGUGAGAAGGUUCCUUGAACCUGCUUGUUCGGAAGGUAAUGAGCCGACGAGGAGGACUCGAAGAAAGGCGAGACAGAAAGGCCAUGGACGCGGAGGACGAGUCGGGGAUGCUCGUCGACGAAAGCAGUUUGCAAACAGUAGAGAGAAGGGGAAGGCGGAACCAAGGUCACCGCUAAGCGGCUGAAGGGUGCACGGCGAAGAUAUCCAGUUUUUUGGGGGGGCGGAAGGGGGAAGACCCCCUCAACGGUGGGAGAUCGGAUCGUGGUUAGGUUGUGAGUGAUGAAGUGAUUCGGAAUCGGUCACGUGGCGAAGUGGCAGUGGGGAGUGUAGGAGGAGGGAAGGGACGGUGUGAGUGGCGGCCGCAAAAGGAGGGUGUGAGGUGGAUUGACGUCUUCUAAGCUUUAGGAGCGAGUGGACUAGAGUAGAGGAGGAGACAGAGGGCGCACUGGACGGAUGGGAAUAGUCGCGGUGGUAAGACUGUGUUUGAAGAGGGGAAGGAUGACGGCGUUAGCUUGGAAGAAGUAGGGGACUAGUUUUGAAGAACAAGGGAAAUAACACAGCAGCAGGGGAGAGAAGAGAAGAGAGAGGAGGACGGGAACAAGCAUCCGGUCGUGUUCGACGGGCUCGGCUUUUUCUCUUCCCAGCUGGAAUGCUUGCUCGCUCUAUUUGUAAGUUUAUCACGCCGCGCUGCUUGACGGGUAAGUCGUGAGGGUAUUCAAUCAAGGAAUCCAUCCAUCCCUACGCAACUAAUCAGGGGUCGGUCGAACCAUAGACGACCACCGACUGCUUGUUGCGUUCUGCUUUAACCAGUGCUUUUUCCCCUCCAAAAGUGUUAGUGCUUUUUUUCUGAAUUAGUGUUUUUUUUUUUUUUUUAGUCUCUUUCUCUCCGUAUUGCGACUGUGUAUUGCAAGACCGACGAAAGUGCUCAACAUUCGACAAGGAGAGGGUAGGGUUAUAAGGGAUUCCGUUAACGGCUGCCGUGGCGUCGAGGACCGGCUCAUCAGGCGAUGUCGGUCCUGUAGCGUGACACGGGAUUUCGAGUUGGUGCAAAUAAGCUGGAGUGCGCGCCCUUUCUUCCUGGUGGCGGCGGCGGCCGUGCGGCCGUGCGGCCGCUGUGAACUGGAGCGCGGGCGUCGCGCGGAGGCGGCGGAGGGGGCAGUUGCCAGCGGAGCGCGCUAUUGUUGACUAGUUUGUCUAGUUCUAGGAUACAAAAGGUAAAGUAGUAGUUUGUCAGCGAUGGGUUGCUGCUGUCCGACAAUGCGGCUGGGGCCGUCGAAGGGCGGCUCCAUGAAGUAUCCUAUGAAGCCGCCGGAUUCCGACCAAGAUAUUUCGAAGCCGGAAAUUCCAGAGCCGACGGCUGGAAGUGUUCAGGUGAAGAAGUACUCGGCGGAGGAGAUAAAGAGAGCUACUAAUAAUUUCGACGCUUCCACGAGGAUUGGAGGGGGCGGAUUUGGCACGGUGUACAAGGCCACCCUUAGAACUUCAGUGAACACUCAGCAGACCGUGGCCAUCAAGAAGCUGGGUGUGAAUUCGCGGCAGGGAAUCAAUGAGCUUGUCAAGGAGAUCGAGAUUCUUCCCCGUCUUCAUCAUCGGCACCUUGUCACUUUGGUAGGGUAUUGCGAUGACCCCGGGUGUCUCGCCUUGGUUUACGAGUACGUCUCGAAUGGGACUCUGAACGAUCAUCUGUACGGCUCCAAGGCUACGCCAUCGGGAUUGCCGUGGCUCACCCGGAUCUCGAUAGCUCUCGACGUGGCACGCGCUCUCAGUUACCUUCAUAUCCACGUGACCCCGGGCGUCAUUCAUCGCGAUAUCAAGCCGUCCAACAUCUUGAUUGAUCAGAAGAUGCAUGCGAAGCUGGCGGACUUUGGGUUGUCGAAACUUCUCCCCGAUGACGAGGAGUACACUCACUUGACGACGAACAUCAAGGGAACGCAAGGUUACCUGGACCCGGAGUACUUCCAAACUCGUCGGCUGACGGAAAGGACGGAUGUGUACAGCUUCGGUGUGGUAGUGCUGGAACUGAUCACGGGAAGAAAGCCGUUGGAGAUAAUCACGGGAAGGCGGCGAUUCGACCUUGUGAAGUGGGCGAGGGCGGAGAUGAAGAAGGGGAACAUACGCAGUGUGCUCGAUCAUAGGAUCGCUGAAGGCGCGUAUUCGGUGGACGCUCUGUGGAAGUUAGCCGACUGCGCCAUGAUGUGUUGCGAGCCUCAUUCGUUAAAUCGGCCGAACAUCGGUGACGUGGUAAGGUAUAUCGAGGAGACCGAGACCCUGCAGAGAGAAGGGUCAAGAAGCGGUUCAGCUCUUCGGGAGAGGAUAGGUUCUGGCGCUCAAUACGCAGGACCAUCAGGACGGGGAGCGGGAGGAGGCGGGCAUGCAAACCACAUGCCACACCCAGGAAGAGUAGGAGUGUACCCUCCGUCUCGCCCGCUCUAUGAUCAACCUCCUCCUCAAGCAGGAGGAGCGGAGGUGGGGUAUCAAUACAAUCUUAUGCAUCCUGGAGGAGGACGACCGCCAUAUCCAGCUUCUACGUCUCGUUAUCCCAAUGCGGCUGCAGUAGGAACGCCGGUCCGCUCUCCGUCCCAAGCGGUUGCUUACCCACCGUACGAUACUCGUCCUGCUAACCCCGCUGGUAUCCCGCGAUAGUAGUCCGGUGCAGCCCUUGGCGCUGCCGUGGCUUGCUGUAGCACUGCUGCUGUGGGGAUGGUUCGCCAGUUGGGGCUGUGUAAUAGAGGAGGAUGUACCCAAGUACAUAGUAGUACGUAGAAUGUUUUUUUAGUUGGCCAUUCUAUGGGGACCUGUUUGUAGACCAUCUUUCUCUCUCGCUGUCGUUUCUACCCCUCAGGUCCCGACGCAUGCGUCGCCGAUGUGGUUCAGGGGCACCAUCCAAUCGGGGGGGGGGACAUGAUGUUGGUGUAGCUUGUGACCUGGCUGGGAUUUCAACCAGGGAAAGCCUUUAAGAAGCCCCACGAGGUGGAGGCCAGUGACGAGUGUACCUUUUGCUGCGUGGGCAUGCCACAGUGGGAAGAGGAGGACGGAAAAGACACCUGAAAGUACUGCUGCGUUCCGGCGCUUGGCGGCGGCGAAAGGGAGAAGGGGCUGCUGGCAACUAGUACGGUGAAGGAAAGCUAGGUAUCUAGAAGGUACUACUUGGAUUACCGUACUUUAUUUUAUUUUUUGUGUCAGGCUCGCGCUUGUGGUCACUCUUGUCGGGUUGUCGGUGCAUUCGUGUGCAUUCGUUUAUUGUGCCAUUGCCUGCUCUUGUUUGCUAGAGAGAGAGAGAGAGAGAGAUGCUAAACGUAGACAAGGAGGCUGUGCAGAAACUGCUUGUUGUACAGGAUAUAGUAGUAGCCUGUAGGUGGAUAGGUGAGUUGUUUGCGUUGUGAGUGACUAGGUGUCGUGAUGAGAUAUUCUAUUGGGAUUGGUUGCCAUUGGUGACGACGAAGGGGUUGGCUCGUCGAUGCUGUCAUCGAUCCUGAAUCAAUAAUUUAUCGGCGAUGGACCUAUUUUGUCUCUGUUCUUUCUGAAUUUUUCUGGACUCUGUGCAAUUAUUAGGACUUCGUUUCAGUCACGGCAUGUUCCUCAGUCGUGGAACAGAACAAGAAGGAAGGAAGGAUGGUUAAGGGAGCGAGGUUUACGGGGAGUAGAAGUACGACGUUGAGAUAGAAGCUAAGUAGUAGGAGGAGGGUAAGUCGAGGAGGAGGAGGACGAGAUGGAUGAAAAUGAGAGAGAGGAGGAAAAGAAGGGGAGGGGAGGGAAGAAGGCGACUCUGUGAUAGCGAUCUUGUUGAAGAUCGUUCGUGGCGUACGGGACAUCGUCCAUGAUUUUCUAAAACUGUGUCGUGUAAUCCAAUAACGGUGGAGUGGGCACUUAACCGUGGUUGAGGGUUUGAUUGAUUGGGGCUAUGGAAAGUACAACAGAGGAUCCAUUUUGUGAAAGGAUUUGAUUGGUUGGGGCUACGGAAGGGAUAGAAGAGAGGAGGAUUUCUGAGUGACUGAUAAGUUCCUCCCUUCUUUGUUCUUCGUGCAAGUUUGGCCAUGGUCCAGGGAUGGAUUCGUUGAUUGAUUGAUUGAUUGAUUGAUUUGAUUGAUUGAUUGAUUGAUUGAUUGAUUUGAAUGAUUGAUUGAUUGAUUGAUUGAUUGAUUGAUUGAUUGAUGGGUGUUGAGAAAAGGACAGAGGAGGAGCAUUCACCAAUUGGACGGAUCGGAUUCGGGGGGCUAAGAUAGCAAGAUUUGUGAGUGAAGUGAUUAACUCGUCGCUUCUUUGUUCUUCUGUGCUUAUUGUUUUUUGUUCUUUGUCAUGGCAAGCGAGGAAAGGUGCGGGACCGUGGUAGAAAACUCUGCUAAAAAAUACAUAAGGAGCUUUUGUAUUGCCCGGGAACUUUCCAAAGGAAAAAAAGGCUCAGGAACUGACAGGAACUGAAUUAUUGCUGUAUUAAUAUUGGCGACAUUUACUGCCUCUUCUUAUUUUACGGCGUCUAUUGCGCUUCGCGGUUUCACGUAAUUUACUGUUUUGCUCGGGAAUAG